Molecule: messenger RNA, 435 nt
Organism: Microthlaspi erraticum
Lineage: Eukaryota; Viridiplantae; Streptophyta; Magnoliopsida; Brassicales; Brassicaceae
Source: the annotation of a GenBank genome assembly
AUGACAUUCAGUUGCAACAGCGAGACCUCCAUCUCUUACUCUGGCAGCUACAGAAGCUAUCUUGGUCAUGGACGAGUCGCGAUUCCGAGAAAGUGUAGAUGUGGUUUGAAUGUUGAUCUUCGCACAUGUGAUGAUGGGAGAAGGUUCUACGUAUGCAAGGGGGAUACCAUGGAUGGAGAGCCGCACCUGAGAAUGUGGUUGGAAGAAGCAAUUCUAGAGGAGUUGGGUGAAUUGAAGGACGGUUUGGCCGGCGUAUCUACGCAGGUGCAGUAUCUCAGCGUGAGUUGUGGACGGUUGGAGGGGAUUGUUAGCGAUAUCGAGGUGCUAAAGGGGAUAAUAAAAAAACGUGAUGACAGAGCAGGGUACGAGUUCAAGAUGGCUGUUGCGUUUGGUAUAAUCGCAAGCAUUGUUGCUCUUACCGCGCUAUUCAACUAG